Messenger RNA from Cornus florida, 3059 nucleotides. RefSeq lists its product as uncharacterized. Gene Ontology annotation, cellular component: nucleus. Gene Ontology annotation, biological process: DNA damage response; protein polyubiquitination. The record is from RefSeq and is a predicted model, not a curated record. The transcript has 6 exons. NCBI's taxonomy places the organism in Eukaryota, Viridiplantae, Streptophyta, Magnoliopsida, Cornales, Cornaceae. Gene Ontology annotation, molecular function: ubiquitin conjugating enzyme activity. Bases 607 to 2415 code for a protein of 602 amino acids.
CAUGCGUGUCUUUCCAAACAAAAAAAAAAUAAAUAAAUUAUGGAAAAAAGAACAAUAAGAAGAUAAUGGUAAUGAGGAAGGCCCACGUGAUUAGAUUGGAGAAUAGAUAUUUAUAAUGGCUAAGGAAAGUCCAACGUCAAUGUUGAGAUGGCCGAGUUGGUCUAAGGCGCCAGAUUAAGGUUCUGGUCCGAAAGGGCGUGGGUUCAAAUCCCACUCUCAACAUUUCCCUUUUUCCAAAUCGGACGGUUGACAUUCCUCCAUCAUAUAACGCCUAUCAAAUUCAAUUUUUUUUUUACUUUUUUUGUCACUUUCUAAAUCGGACGGAUGAGAUUCCUCCAUCAUAUCAGACCCUUUUUUUUCCAACGGUAGAGAUUCCUCCAUCAAAUCUGGCCUAUCACAUUCUAUUUUUUUGCCCCCUUUUGUUUUUUCCUCUUUCUAAAUCGUACGGUAAAGAUGUCUCCAUCAUAUUUGAAAUCACAUUCAAAAUUUUCAACAUUCACUGACCCCGCGCUCGCUCCCUCUCCCUUCCCAAGUUGAAACCCAGACGAAGAAAACCCUAAAAAUCAGAGCAAUUUGCUGAGGGAGAUCAAUCAAUCAAGCGACGAAAUGGCUCAAGCCGCCAGACUCAGCCUUCGGAUGCAGAAGGAGCUCAAGCUUCUCCUCUCCGACCCCCCUCCUGGCGCGUCCUUUCCACUUCUUUCCUCCUCCUCCUCUCUCUCAUCCAUUGAUGCCUUGAUUAAAGGCCCAGAAGGAACUGUUUAUGCUGAAGGGUUCUUUAAGAUAAAAAUUCAAAUACCUGAAAGGUAUCCAUUUCAGCCUCCAAUUGUGACCUUCGCUACUCCCAUCUACCACCCCAAUAUCGACAAUGGAGGCCGGAUUUGCCUUGACAUUCUCAACCUUCCCCCGAAGGGUGCAUGGCAGCCAUCUUUGAACAUUUCAACUGUGCUAACUAGCAUUGGUUUGUUACUGAGUGAACCAAACCCUGAUGAUGGCCUAAUGUGUGAAGCAAGCAAGGAGUACAAAUAUAAUCGACAAGCUUUUGACCAGAAGGCACGAUCUAUGACCCAGAAAUAUGCAAGGGCUGAAGAAAAUGGAAAUGAUAGUGGCAGCCCAAGCAUUCAUUCCCACUCUCCAAGCAUGAUGGAGGCUAAGGGGCCAGAUGACUUGCAGUGUGAAGUUAAUGAAUGCGUUGUAAGUCGUAAAAAGCUAUGUGGGAUCAGCCGAAAGCUGUCGCUGGAGUCUUCUAUGUUGAAUACAAAAAACGGUAGUGAUAAAGGAGAGAAUGGGAUUCCUAUUCAUCACCUUAUAGACCAGAUCAAAGUUAAAGGACAGAAAGAAGUGUCAGAAAAAAAGAUCCAUGAGUAUAAUCGGAAUUGUGAGAAGCUAAGUGGGACCAGGCGGAAAUUAUCUUUGGAACCUUUGGGUGCAUCCCUGAUGAGAGGUGAUGUUAACAAGGAAAAUGUGGUUUUAGAUCAGCAUUCAUUCUUUUUGAACCCUGAAAGUGUUUCUGUGGUUUCUUCAGGCUCGUUGCCAUUGCUGCAGGUUAGCAACCAGUAUGAGCAACAAUCUCAUCAAGAUAGAGAUAGUGAAUCAAUAAAUGAGAGUACAAACACAAGUGUGAAGAAGCUCUGUCGUGUUGGCCAAAAGCCGUGUAUAGAAUCUUUACAUCCUCCCCAAAUAAGUGCUGAUAGUGAUGAUAACCUGCAGGCAAUGCCUCAACUGUCACCCUCCCAGUCCAAUUCUAGUGUGUCUCAUGGAUCCUUGCCAAUGCCACGGGAUAUUGACAACGAACUACAGCUUUACCAGGUUCCUUUAUAUAGAACUGAAAAUGGUUCCCCAAACAUAAAACGUAAGAAGCUUGGUUUGGCUGGUAAGAAGCUUUCUUUGGGAUCAUUGCAGUGUCAGGAAAAGGAUAACAAAGAGAAUGUGGCUCCAAUUCAAAGAUUACCCAUUUCACAACCCAACAGCCUUUCUACCUCAUCAGCCAUGUCAUCACUGACGAUGUCACAAAUGAGUGUGUGUCACAAAGGAGAAGCAGGGAGCUGCAGCAAAAAUAUGGCAUAUAGGAUGCAUGGGAUUGGCGGCAAGCUGCCAUUGGAACCUCUGUGCCAAUUGCAAGGGUCCUGUAGUGGUGACAACACAAUGAACAUGCACACUGAGAACCAAACUAGAACUCCAUCCAAGUCUUUGCCUAUGCUAUAUGACUGCAGACGUGAUGAGAAGCAGCAGAGUAAGCAAGGUCAUGGUGAGAGAGAGGCUGGAGCAACCAAACAAGGGGGAGACGGAUCACCAAUAUCUGACACAGUGAUUGUUUUAGACAGUGAAGAUAGUGAGGAGGAAAAUAAUGGAUCUUUGAAGCCUAAAUUGUUGCUUGCACGAAAACGCUUGCCAGGUAAAUGGAAAGUUAAAGCUUGAAACUUGGAACAGUUUGCAAUUCAGCUGUUAAAUUCUCUUGUUGGUCUAACUAGUAGGGUUCCAAAGAAAUGGAUUUUGGCUUUCAAUAAUUUAGGAUUUAAACUUGAGAACAUUUUUGAAUGAAAUAGUUGAUACUUCAUGCUGGAGUUGCUCUUUCAUUUUGUAAUAUGAUUGGCGAUUCAGUGAACUUGAGGUCUACCUGUUAUUACAAUACUUGAGAUUAACUGUAAUUUUGUUCUUAACCUGAGGUCUACCUGGAUUGAGAUUUUAAGUAUCUUUAAACUUGAUCUUAUGUUGGAGCUCAAUGUAUAAUAAAAUUUGAAUUAGACUUUAACUCAGCUUCAUCUUCAAUAUCUAUAGAAAAGGAAAAAACUACUACGUACCUCACAUUGAAUGUGUAUAUUGACCCACGAUUUAUGAGGCAAGAGACACGUAGCUCUCCUGAUAAACUUCUUUUGUCAACGAAAUACUGGCAUUAGUUGUGCAUGUGCUUUGCAAAUAGUGGCAUUAGUAGUGAUGUCCUUGUGCAAUUUACUGGAUGAAAAUAUAUUUUUUAAGAUAACAAAAUUUAAAUGAGUUUAUAAUAUAUAGGGUAAAGUGAAAAAAAAAAAAAAAUCUCUUGAAUUAUGUCCGAAUUUGCAAAU